Messenger RNA from Spodoptera exigua (beet armyworm), 306 nucleotides. Lineage: Eukaryota; Metazoa; Arthropoda; Insecta; Lepidoptera; Noctuidae. The record is from the annotation of a GenBank genome assembly.
AUGGAUGGAUUGCCUGAUGCGCGAUACCGGACAGGACGCGGGUGUCCAAGAUUUACGACCUUCGCAGGACAGUCCCGGACAGCGGACAGCGUUCGGACAACUCCGAGUAGUAAUAGUUGUCAAGUAGUUGUAGAGGAAGAGAAGGCCACCAGUAUGGGCUUUAUGGUGAUCGACCUUCUAUUACUGAUUGAAAUCAUACGGCUGCAUUCGUUCACCCAACCACUAAAGGCGGACUUAAUUUGGUUCCCAAUGUCAUGGGUGACCUCUGACGCGAUCGAGUGCCAUCCACUUUAUCCUGGACAAUAA